Molecule: messenger RNA, 2162 nt
Organism: Grammomys surdaster
Lineage: Eukaryota; Metazoa; Chordata; Mammalia; Rodentia; Muridae
Gene: Igsf8
Product: immunoglobulin superfamily member 8
Exons: 7
Coding region: 53-1894 (613 amino acids)
Source: RefSeq, a predicted model, not a curated record
CCCCCAGAGCCCACGCCACCCCCAGGAGUCUCCCCAGAGCCGCCUUCGCAGAAUGGGCGUCCCUAGCCCUACGCCGCUGAGUUCGCUGCUGCUGCUGUUGCUGCUGCUAAUACUUGGAGCCAGGUGCUACGCCCGGCAGGUGCAUGUCCCCAAGGGGCCUCUUUACCGAGUGGCUGGCACCGCUGUCUCUAUCUCCUGCAAUGUGAGUGACUAUGAGGGCCCUUCCCAGCAGGACUUCGAGUGGUUCAUGUACAGACCAGAGGCCCCAGCUACGUCACUAGGCAUCGUCAGCACCAGGGAUAGCCAGUUCUCCUAUGCUGUCUUUGGGCCUCGUGUGGCAUCUGGUGACCUGCAAGUGCAACGCCUGAAGGGAGAUUCCGUGGUACUCAAGAUUGCUCGCCUGCAGGCCCAGGACUCUGGCUUUUAUGAGUGCUACACCCCCUCUACGGAUAGUCAGUACCUGGGCAACUACAGUGCCAGGGUGGAGCUGAGAGUUCUUCCAGAUGAGCUGCAGGUGUCUGCUGCCCCCCCAGGGCCCCGAGGACGCCAGGCUGCAACCUCCCCCUCACGCCUCACAGUGCACGAGGGGCAGGAGCUUGCACUGGGCUGCCUGGCUCAGACCAAAACAAAGAAACACACGCACCUGUCGGUAUCCUUUGGGAGGGCCGUUCCUGAGGCCCCAGUGGGGCGAGCCACUCUACAGGAGGUAGUGGGACUGCGCUCCGACAUGGCUGUGGAGGCUGGAGCUCCCUACGCGGAAAGGCUGGCUGCUGGAGAGCUCCGGCUGAGCAAGGAAGGGACUGAUCGGUACCGCAUGGUGGUUGGGGGUGCCCAGGCCGGAGACUCAGGCACCUACCACUGUACUGCCGCUGAGUGGAUCCAGGAUCCUGAUGGCUCCUGGGUCCAGGUCGCAGAGAAGAGGGCAGUGCUGGCUCAUGUGGAUGUGCAGACACUGUCCAGCCAGCUGGCAGUGACAGUGGGACCUGGUGAACGUCGGAUUGGCCCAGGGGAGCCCUUGGAACUGCUGUGCAAUGUGUCGGGAGCCCUGCCCCCACCAGGCCGUCAUGCUGCGUACUCGGUGGGCUGGGAGAUGGCCCCUGCAGGGGCUCCGGGGCCUGGCCGCCUAGUGGCCCAGCUGGACACAGAAGGUAUAGGCAGCCUGGGCCCUGGCUAUGAGGACAGGCACAUUGCCAUGGAGAAAGUGGCAUCCAGAACCUACCGACUACGGCUGGAGGCUGCCAGGCCCACUGAUGCAGGCACCUACCGCUGCCUCGCCAAAGCCUAUGUUCGAGGGUCUGGGACCCGGCUUCGUGAGGCAGCCAGUGCUCGUUCCCGGCCUCUCCCAGUGCAUGUGAGAGAAGAAGGGGGGGUGCUAGAGGCUGUGGCGUGGCUAGCAGGGGGCACUGUGUACCGGGGAGAGACCGCCUCCCUGCUAUGCAACAUCUCUGUACGGGGUGGCCCCCCAGGACUGCGACUAGCAGCCAGCUGGUGGGUGGAGAGACCAGAGGAGGGCGAGCUGAGCUCUGGUCCUGCUCAGCUUGUGGGUGGAGUAGGUCAGGACGGUGUGGCAGAGCUGGGAGUCCGGCCUGGAGGGGGUCCCGUCAGUGUAGAGCUGGUGGGACCCAGAAGUCAUCGGCUAAGACUGCACGGCUUGGGGCCCGAGGAUGAAGGCAUAUACCACUGUUCCCCAAGUGCCUGGGUUCAGCAUGCUGACUAUAGCUGGUACCAGGCAGGCAGUGCGCGCUCUGGACCUGUCACAGUCUACCCCUACACGCAUGCUCUGGACACCCUAUUUGUGCCCCUCUUGGUGGGCACAGGAGUCGCCCUAGUGACUGGCGCCAGCGUCCUAGCUACCAUUACCUGCUGUUUUAUGAAGAGACUGCGGAAGCGGUGAUCUGUAGCCCCAGUUCUUGCAGGUGUCAGCUGUCUUCCAGCCAUUGCUACCCCUCCUCUGGUUGCCUGGAUACCCUCUCCCUCCGUCCAGCCCUCCUUUAAUUUAUUUGACCGGUCCCCACCUAGUGUGGGAGACAUGGCUCCCCUGUUCCCACCUUCCCUCAAGUUUCCUGGCCACUGUUCUUCUCACACUCAUGUUGUAGAAAGGCCAGUUCCUGUCCUCAAACUAGUUUUUCUAAAAUGUGAAUAAACUGGUUUUAUAAAAUCGA